This is a messenger RNA of Puma concolor (puma), 620 nucleotides long. RefSeq names its product C-X-C chemokine receptor type 2-like. Gene Ontology annotation, biological process: neutrophil chemotaxis; calcium-mediated signaling; positive regulation of cytosolic calcium ion concentration. Gene Ontology annotation, molecular function: C-C chemokine receptor activity; C-C chemokine binding; C-X-C chemokine receptor activity. Lineage: Eukaryota; Metazoa; Chordata; Mammalia; Carnivora; Felidae. Gene Ontology annotation, cellular component: membrane; external side of plasma membrane. The record is from RefSeq and is a predicted model, not a curated record.
AAGUUUCCUCUAACUGUUAAGUCACUCUGAUCUGUGAGUUCCAGGCUCUUACAGUUGGACACACCUUGCCAGUGCCUCAGAAAGAUUCCAUGAUUGUCUUAAUGGAAAAUAUUGGGAAUGACACUGAUUGGUGGGAGUUGAUGGACGAGUUUGAAAAUUUCACUGGCACACCACCCACAGAAGAAUAUAGUCCCUGUAGGAUAGAGAUUGAAACACUCAACAAAUAUGCCGUAGUGGUCAUCUAUGCCCUGGUCUUCAUGCUGAGCCUGCUGGGAAACUCCCUGGUGAUACUGGUUGUCUUAUACAGUCAGGUCAGCCGAUCUGUCACUGAUGUCUAUCUGCUGAACCUGGCCAUAGCUGACUUGCUCUUCGCCCUGACCUUACCUAUCUGGGCUGCCUCCAAGGCAAAGGGCUGGAUCUUUGGCACAGCCCUUUGCAAGGUGGUCUCUUUUCUGAAGGAAGUCAAUUUCUACAGUGGUAUUUUACUACUGGCCUGCAUCAGUGUGGACCGCUACCUGGCCAUUGUCCAUGCCACACGCACGCUGACUCGGAAGCGGCACUGGCUUCAGUACGCCACCUGGUCCUGCCAGGGCUCUGAUCCAUUCAGGGAUUGUCCGUAA